AUGGCGCACCCAGAGCGAAACGGUGGUGAUACUAUUAAUGAAGAAGGACAAUUUGACGAUUCAGUUAAUGUAGAUCAAGAUUCUGGACUUGAGAAUACUACACUUAUUGUAACAGGAGAUAGUGGUGUAGCCAGGGUAGCUUGGAGUAGAAGGGGCCACGGCCGCAUCGUGAACGGCGAACCUGCCGUCAUAACAGAUUACCCCUGGGUACUCGCCAUAGAGUUCCUGGUCAGACAGGCUUGCGGCGGCUCCAUAAUCUGCACGACGUGGGCGAUGUCUGCCGGCCACUGCUUCUAUGACGACGUCAACAAGAUGUCGCUGCGGGCCGGAUCGACACCUUCUGAACCGUUCCCGGUGGGAUCGAACAUCCAGAUCGUCAACCUGCCUUCUAAAAUCGGAUACGAGGCCCCUGCAGGCCUCCCUGUUACUGUCGUCGGCUGGGGCUUGGACGGCGACGGUGCCAUCAACAAGAGAACCUGCAACGGUGACUCCGGGAGUCCGCUAGUGUUCGGGAGCAUGCAGGUCGGCAUCGCGUCCGGGUGGGACGAGAACUGCGAGUACCCGCAGGCGGUGUACACCAGCGUAGGCUUCUUGCGUCUCUGGAUCCAAAAUCAAAUUAGAGACUAA
Molecule: messenger RNA, 627 nt
Organism: Schistocerca serialis cubense
Lineage: Eukaryota; Metazoa; Arthropoda; Insecta; Orthoptera; Acrididae
Product: trypsin-like
Exons: 4
Coding region: 1-627 (208 amino acids)
Biological process (GO): proteolysis
Molecular function (GO): serine-type endopeptidase activity
Source: RefSeq, a predicted model, not a curated record